GCAAAGUGCGAAACACAGUGCCGCUACACACAACCUUCUUCAUCAGCAUCAGAACUGAGCUUGUCAUAACUCGCAUGUUUGCAGACCUGGCAAUAGUUAGAAGCUACUUGACAAGUGUGCCCAAAAUGGAUCAUGCCAUCAAUACCACAAUCAACAAAACCUUUCCUACAACUGACAACCAAUCAGAGCGCAGAUACGUCUUCGGCCCGGUCCCUUCUCAUAUCAAGAUUAUCGUCAGCACAUUGGUUAUUCUGUUCGCCUCUCUUUCCGUGGUGGGGAACAGCAUGGUGAUGUACGCUAUAAGACCGCCGAAAACUCCCAACAACAGAGCUUUCAGCAGAACCACAGCUAAGAUGUUCGUGCGCAGCUUGGUCUUAUCAGAUCUCCUAUGUGCAAUUAUAACUGCCCCUUUAUUUGUGACGGAGAUACACAUCCCAAUAACACCGAAUGCCUGGAUUUGUCACCUCGUGAGGUACUUUGCUUACCUUUUUCCAAUCAUAACAAUAAUGAAUAUGAUUGUGAUUGGAAUUGAAAGAUACUGCGUCAUCUUUUGUCCACUCGCCCCGCCAAGCAAAAGAGUGUCAAGGAGGCUCGUUAUCGCAGCUUGGGCUGUUGGGAUGCUCAUGACGUUCAUACCGAACAUCAACAUGAAGAGAAGAAGAUAUGAUAUCGACGACGAUAAGUACACCCUUUUCUGCUCCUACGACAAUUCCACGCCUUCUAGUAGAAUCGCCAACACAGCCUUCAGCAUUUUGAUCUAUUACCUUCCUUCAAUCGUACUCACAGUUAUCUGCAUCAAGAUUUUAAGGUUUCUUAAGCGCCAGAAACAAGGAGCUCGAGGUCAGGGGAGUCCAUUUGUCAACUCAAUGUGGCGCUACAAAGGCAGCUACAUGUUGGUAUCUCUUAUCUUUGCUUUCAUCCUUCCUUACCUUUUGUAUUUCAUUUACUUCACUGCGAUGACAAUUCUCAAGCCCAAAGUAAGCUAUGUCAUCGACUUCACCGUCAGGUACGCUGCUGCCAUCAUCGGCUAUGCCAAUGGAUUUUUGAAUCCUCUUAUCUAUCUUAUCUGCAUGCAAGAUGUUCGUGCACGUGUAAAGGCUCUGUUUACAAGAAGGAGAAGGCCACCGCAUGGCGUGUACGCCUUGAGUGAGGGGGAAAACAGACACCCUAACAAGAGCAUCGAAAAGGGAACAGGCCAGCACAUGCUGUCGUACACAAACCCUAGCAUUGAGCAAACACACCAUCCGCGUACAGCUCCAGCUGGAAAUUACAAAGCACCAUCGUCCGAAGAAUCAUCGGGCAAGGCUACAGUUUUAUUCUUGGAUCUAGGCUCUUUUUCAUCGACCGCUGAUACAGCUAUUGACUCCAGUACCGAGGUUGUAACAAAAUUUUAAGAAGAAAUUCCAAGGAUCAAAUGAUGUCAAUGACCAAUUAACGGGAUUGAAGGCAGUAGCAAAAUAGGUCGACAUUGAGGGGCAUGAUACAAAAAAAUUUGACAUGUUUAGUGAUGGUAUACAAUAGAUAAUACAUUUGUAAACCAAGGGACACACCAAACACUAUCGACCAAGGUACACAUCCAACACCAUGGACCAAGGUACACAGCGAAUACUAUGGACUAAGGUACAAAUCCAACACUAUGGACCAAGGUACACAUCUAACACUAUGGACCAAGGUACAAAUCCAACAAUAUGGACAAAGGUGCACACCCAACACUAUGGACCAAGCUACACAUCCAACACUAUGGACCAAGGUACACAUCCAACACCAUGGACCAAGGUACACAUCCAAAAUUAUGGACCAAGGUACACAUCCAAAAUUAUGGACCAAGGUACACAUCCAACACUAUGGACCAAGGUACACAUCCAACACUAUGGACCAGUGUACACACCCAACACUAUGGACCAAGGUACACAUCCAACACUAUGGACCAAAGGACAUCAGAACGAUUGAUUGGAGCCAAUUGAAUCAAUAGUAAGACCAUUUGUAUAGUGUUUGCAAAAACAAUUAUAGCAACAAAUGACCACACCCAUCCCA
Molecule: messenger RNA, 2034 nt
Organism: Nematostella vectensis (starlet sea anemone)
Lineage: Eukaryota; Metazoa; Cnidaria; Anthozoa; Actiniaria; Edwardsiidae
Product: histamine H2 receptor
Exons: 2
Coding region: 75-1394 (439 amino acids)
Biological process (GO): G protein-coupled receptor signaling pathway
Cellular component (GO): membrane
Molecular function (GO): G protein-coupled receptor activity; peptide binding
Source: RefSeq, a predicted model, not a curated record